This is a messenger RNA of Acanthopagrus latus (yellowfin seabream), 3078 nucleotides long. RefSeq names its product beta-carotene oxygenase 1, like (gene bco1l). The record is from RefSeq and is a predicted model, not a curated record. Lineage: Eukaryota; Metazoa; Chordata; Actinopteri; Spariformes; Sparidae. Bases 109 to 1683 code for a protein of 524 amino acids. Gene Ontology annotation, molecular function: carotenoid dioxygenase activity; beta-carotene 15,15'-dioxygenase activity. Gene Ontology annotation, biological process: carotene catabolic process; retinal metabolic process. The transcript has 11 exons.
ACGUAGGAGACGCCGGAGGCUACAUAAGAGCUGCUGUUGGUCCGUGUGCUCAGUCGCUGGUGGGGCCACAGCAGCAGUGCAUUCUGGGAUAUAUCAGCGGAGAGAAACAUGCAGUCGAUAUAUGGAAAGAAUGGAUCGGAGACUCCGGAGCCAGUGAAAGCUCAAGUGAAAGGUUCCAUCCCGUCCUGGCUGCAGGGCACUCUGCUCAGGAACGGGCCGGGCCUGUUCUCGGUGGGCAGCAGCGAAUACAACCACUGGUUUGAUGGCAUGUCGCUGAUCCACAGCUUCACCUUCACCGACGGUGAGGUGACGUACAGAAGUAAGUUUCUGAAGAGCGACACCUACAAGAGGAACACCCAGGCUGACAGGAUCGUCGUCUCCGAGUUCGGAACCAUGAUCUACCCAGAUCCCUGCAAGAACAUCUUUUCAAGGGCGUUCACACAUCUCUGCAACGUCAUCCCCGACUUCACUGACAACAACUUGAUCAACAUCAUCCGUUACGGUCAGGACUACUACGCCUCCUCUGAGGUCAACUACAUGAACCAGAUCGAUCCCACCACGCUGGAAACUGUCGGCAGGAUCAACUACAGGAACCACAUCGCUCUGAACUUGGCGACGGCUCAUCCUCACUACGACAGCGAGGGGAACACCUACAACAUGGGCACCGCCAUCAUGGGCCUGGGUCGACCCAAAUACGUCAUCUUCAAAGUCCCAGCUGAUGCUUCAGAUAAACAGCAGAAGAAGCCGGCGCUGAGGAAGGUGCAGCAGGUGUGCUCCAUCCCGUUUCGCUCCACGCUGUACCCGAGCUACUUCCACAGCUUCGGCAUGACCGACAACUACAUCGUGUUCGUGGAGCAGCCGUUCAAGCUGGACAUCGUCAGACUGGCCACCGCCUACUUCAGAGGGGUCAACUGGGGGAGCUGCCUCAAGUUCGACAAGGACGACAUCACUUUGUUCCACGUCGUCAACAGAAAAACAGGAAAGGCGGUGUCCACUCGUUUCUACGGCGACGCCUUGGUGGUUUUUCACCACAUCAACGCGUACGAGGCCGACGGCCACUUGGUGUUCGACCUCAUCACCUACAAGAACAGCAACCUGUACGACAUGUUCUACAUCCAGAACAUGAGGCAGGAGACCGGCAAAUUCAUCGAGUCCAACAAGAUCUUCUCCCCACCGAUCUGCCAGAGGUUCGUCCUGCCGCUCAACGCCAACAAGGAAUCAUCCAAAGGGUCGAACCUGGUGACGCUGACGGACACGACGGCCCGAGCAGUGAUGCAGGACGACGGCUCCGUCUACUGUCAGCCCGACACUCUGUUCGAAGGCCUGGAGCUGCCCGGGAUCAACUAUAAGUUCAACGCCAAAAAGUACAGAUACUUCUACGGCUCCAGGGUGGAGUGGUCUCCUCAUCCCAACAAGAUCGCUAAGAUCGACAUCGUCACCAGGAAACACAUCGAGUGGCGGCAGGAGUCCUGCUACCCAUCAGAGCCGGUGUUCGUUGCGUCUCCGGGAGCCGUUGAAGAAGACGACGGCGUGAUCUUAUCGUCCGUCAUCUCUCCGGAUCCCAACAUCUCUCCGUUCAUGCUCGUCCUCGACGCCAAAAACUUCAAGGAGAUUGCCCGAGCCUCCAUCCCCGCCAGCGUCCACAUGGACCUGCACGGACUUUUCAUCCCUGCUGCUGUGUGACGGCCAACACGCCUGCUGCCAUGACUAUUUAUCAUUCUUUAAUGGAGUCGACCUUUUUCAUGAUUUCUUUUUUUGUUAAGAUUGUAAAAAAAAAACCCAGCAAGAGUAAGCUAGAUUUUAAAGAGAAGAAAACAAAAAGCAUUUUUAUGGAUGUGUAUCGUAGCAGUGGGACGUAUUUAUUAAUGUGUUUGUUCAUGAAGUUAAUUAUCGACUGUCAUCUCCGGUUUGUGUUUACAGAAGCUCUCAACAUCAUUCUAUAAAGUCGUUAGUUGGAUUAAAAGUCGUGUUUUUUGUUGAAUCAACUUUCUUUAAUGAAUAUGUUCUAGUGCUAGCCUCUGCUAGCUCGCCCUGCUAAUGCAGGUGCUAGCUUGGUGCUACUAGUUUAAAAUACACAUGAAGUUUGUGGAUUUAAUAAUUCAAUCCGUCCACAGAAACAAUAUUUUAUUCAAAAGAUAUCUUUGUUCUAACAAAGUUGAGCUAGCUUAGCAGUUUUGUCUUUUGAAGUGUGGUUGUUUAUUUGGGUUCUUAGCUUCAAAAUACCAGUGAAGUUUGUCCUUGUUUUUAAUAUUUAAAUAUAUCUAACAUUUUAAUUUCCUGAUCAGAUUCUAACGUCUACAGGACAGUGGAGAAAAGAUGCAGAUUUAUAUAUUUAAACAUUUUUCUUUAGUUCUCGUCUCGUUAAAUAAAGACGACAUGCGUCACUGAUGGAGUCACUUGUUCUGAUCGGGUCCAGCUGAAAAACUGUUCGGACCAAAUCUGACUUUUAUGUCAUUCUGAUGUGAAGUUUGGAUCAACAGCUGAUAAUUAACAUCUAUGAGAAUAUUUUGACAGCAUUAAAUGAAUUACAUAUAUUUACAUUUUGUUCCUUUCAUGUCACAUAUUUUGCAUCUUUUAAAGUUUAAAGCAGAGAAAAGAUCCUCAAACUAAUUAAUCAAACUGUUUUCAUGACUGAACAAACUGACCUUAAAGGACAACGCCACUGCUUCUUCUGACACCAGCUGCUUUAUUCACUGACAGUUUGUAUUGUGACCUCAUUAAUAUUGUAAAUAUUAAAAUCACAUUUGCAUUUCUUCUCUGAAACUACAGACUGCUCCUUGAAAGGAUUCUUUGACUUUUGUGCCAAAUACUAAAAAUGACCAUCGUCCAUCUCUUAUUUUUAAAGCCUUUCAUAGAUGAAUUAUUACAUAUUACAUAUUUUCAACUUUUCUCCCCACUACAUCUUGUUUUGAAGGAGUUACUGCAGUGACUUCAUGCAUUUUAAAUUGAUUUAAAUACUUUCAUCUGCUACUGAAGACACAUCGUCAUGCAGCGAAGUGUAUAUUCUGACUAAGAUGUUUAAUUUAACUAUUCAAGUGAUCAUUCUCAAUAAAACACAGACAGGUGGAGCAGCGAACA